UACAUAGGUUCAAAGAUGAACUGCUGUGGUCUGCUAACUGCACAGAAGGAACCAGUUCCUCUGAAGAGCGUGGAGGUGAAGCUGGAGGUGAGGGCCAAUGUGGCUACAGUGGUCUCCACUCUGAACUAUGAGAACAAGGAGGACAAACCACUGGAGGCUGUUUUUGUCUUCCCUCUGCCUGGAGAUGCUGCUGUAUGUCACUUCAGUGCUAAGAUUGGACAGACAGAGAUUGUAGCUGAGGUGAAGGAGAAACAGAAGGCUCGUGAGGAGUAUGAUGACACUUUGAGCUCCGGUCAGCAGGUCUUCCUGUUGGAGGAGAGUGAUCAGAGUCCAGAUAUAUUCUCUCUGAGUGUGGGCAGUCUGCGUCCAGGAGAGAGCGCCUCCAUCAGGCUGGAGUACGUCACUGAGCUGGCUGUGCAGGCUGAUGAAGGGCUGAGGUUUUGUCUGCCUGCUGUGCUCAACCCUCGCUACCAACCUUGGGGAAGUAAAGAUGUUUGUAUCCAGGUGACCUCUGUUCCAGCCUCUCUGGUGCCCUACAGUCUGUCUUUCUCUGCCCGAGUGUCCUCUCCUCGUCCAGUCUCUAAAGUAGAGUGCAACUGUCCCCUGGAUGCUCUCCAGUACCUCAACACAGAGCAAACCCAGGCUACGGUCAAGUUGGCUGCAGGACACAAGUUUGACAGGAAUGUUGAACUGCUGAUUUAUUACAAAGAUGCCCACCAGCCCACUGCUGUGGUGGAGGCAGGACAGGCCUCUGCCAAGCCUGGCACUCUGAUGGGUGAUCCAGUGGUGAUGCUGAGCCUGUACCCUGAGUUCCCCCAGGCUGUGAUGUCUUCAGUUGCUUUAUGUGGAGAGUUUGUGUUCUUACUGGGUCGAUCUGGCAGUAUGGAUGCACGUAUGAACAACAGCGAGAGUCAUCAAACUCGUAUUGGCAGUGCCAGGGAUACUCUGCUGCUCCUGUUGAAGAGCUUACCAAUGGGCUGCUAUUUCAACAUCUACAGUUUUGGGUCCUGCCAUGAACACAUCUUCCCUAAGAGUGUGGAGUACAGCCAGAAGACCCUGGAAGAGCCUCUGAAAAAAAUUGAGGAGAUGGACGCUGAUCUGGGAGGAACAGAGAUCCUGAUGCCCCUCAAACACAUUUACAGCCAGCCCUGCAUUCCCAGUCAACCUAGACAACUAAUUGUCUUUACUGACGGAGAGGUGGGGAACACCAAAGAAGUUAUAAAUCUGGUGAAGAAGAAUUCAGGUUCCCACAGGUGUUUUUCUUUUGGGAUUGGGGAAGGGGCCAGCUCUGCUCUUAUCAAUGGGUUGGCCAAGGAAGGAGGAGGUCACGCUCAGUUCAAAACAGGAACUGACAGGAUGCAACCCAAAGUGAUGCAGUCGCCGCGUUUUGCUCUGCACCCAGCUGUGGUGGACAUCUCAGUUAAGUGGGAUUUGCAAAAGGGAGUGUCUGUCACUGCUCUCUCUCCACCAAUCACAGCACUUUUCCAGGGUCAAAGGUCACUGGUGUAUGCCCAGCUCACAGGAAAGAAUAACAGUCCACAGGCUGGGUGCUCGGAGUCUGAUUUGCUCUCUGGAGAUGGAGGAGAGCGAAUUGCGCAGAGGAGAGGGGGAUGGAGAAGUGAAGAAGAAGGUGGUGGAGCUCAGUGUCCAAUCAGGAGUGAGCAGUGCCUUCACUGCCUUCAUUGCUGUCAACAACGGCAACGGUGAAGCGAUUCAAGGACCUCUGGUGCGCAGAAAUGUUCCAACACCCAGGCUGUGGGGUGGUUGCGGUCCGCCGCAGUCAAUCAAAAUGAUGCAAGCUCCAUGUGUGACAAAGUGUGUGAAAGCUGGAAAUGCUCUGUUUGGUUGCAACAUGCAGAAAGACGCC
Molecule: messenger RNA, 1867 nt
Organism: Sander lucioperca (pikeperch)
Lineage: Eukaryota; Metazoa; Chordata; Actinopteri; Perciformes; Percidae
Product: von Willebrand factor A domain-containing protein 5A-like
Exons: 14
Coding region: 16-1707 (563 amino acids)
Source: RefSeq, a predicted model, not a curated record